AUGCAGUACAACGGGAUGCUGUCAACACCUCCAAGCCAUGCAACCCACACGCAAAUAAAGCAAUCACAAAGUCCAGCACUGACAAACAGUCCUGGAAGUAUGCCGUUUACUCACCCUCAACCUCCGAUGCGACACUUGACCAGCCCAAUUGUGCGUGUUGAGAACUACAGCAGGGAAGAAUCGCCCUCGCAUUCAGAUGACAAUAGCAGAUCCAUUAGCAAACGAAGUUUCGAUAGCCGUCGUGCUGGGAAUCAUCUUUCACCCUAUCCCCCGGACCAAUCAUCUGAUGAUGGAGAAGUGCAGCACGAAUAUGGCCAUGCACAGCCAACAUUACGCACGCAUGAGCGCAACGAAGACGGGUCUUGGGCAAAGACAGGUGCAUCUGGUCAAGCUGGCCUCAGUCCAGAUGAUCGUCAGGCCAUGGGAGAUGCUUAUAUGCCCAGCAUUGACGAUAUUGCAGACGAAUGGACCAAAAAUCACAAGAAGCUGGAAGUGCAAGAGUGGCUCACAAAGAGUGAGGUAGGUAGCGAGGCAGGUGAUCUAAAAUCAUCGAACAGCUUUUUGAAACCUGUAGCUGGGCGGCGUCGUGCGAAGAGUACGAAUGACGUUCAACGACGAGGUCCCAUAGGCAAUCUUGGGCUUGGCGUACGCACUACUUUCGAUCAAAUCGAUGACAGCGGUAUCCCUGGACCCGGUCUCUAUAUUGAUGAGCGAAGCGACUAUGGUGAAGAGGAGGACGAGGACUCCACCGAGCCCGAAUCUCCCCCGGCCGAAGUCGACUAUCAGAAUGAUCACGCUGAAACUUCGUACUUUCCUGAUAUCAAAGACUCGGUCCCAGUAUGUGAAACCGAUGUAAGGCCUUGGGUUGACGCGCCAUUGCAACCAACCAGCCCUUCGUCUCGCUACCAACCGCCUACUUCUAAUGCCGCGAUGAUGCGCUUCUGGAAUCGAGCGAAAGACAUCGAAUCCGCUUCACUAGCCGCCACGGUCGGCUCACGACGACUUAGCGAAUCCGAUCUGGGGAGCAUUCGCGCAGCGCCAGGUGUUGCAAGAUUGAUCGAGCCUGACCCAAAGAAGCAGAAAGACAGACAGCGUCGCCCGAGCUUCCUGGAAAACAUUAUAACCAAGCGAGCACCCAGCAAUCUGCUCAAGCGCAAAGGUAGUAUACCUAUUCAACCGUCGCAAGAGGUGACUGAAGAUAAGUCGAGGGAUCCUGUCAUCGAGAAGCCGACCCGGAUUGGAAGCUGGGGCCGUCCGAAGUCUCCGCGAGUCGACACCAACCUCAGCAACCACAGCAAGGAGGCAGGGCCACUGAGCUCCGCAGGAUUGUCUGCAGCAUCGGGCCCCUGGUUCCGAACACCAAGGAACGUGAUUAAGCGCAGUCGCAGCAGGAGCGACAUAGGAAGAUCACCUGGUCUCGCAGAGCUCAUGACACAACAUGGAGGCCCUCCAAUGCCUAUGCUCGCUUCACCACUGGCAGAAACUGAAGCGACACGGCCGUCCGGACAGCGAAGUACAUUUGGAGAUGAUGAGGAUGAUGAAGCGGAACCUGUGACAAUGGAUCUUAAGGUUCGGACAGACCCCAUUAUUCCGUCAUACGAGGGCUUCAGGACGCAUGCGAGGCAACUGAAUCCACGUCUGGCCGACUUCAUGGUGGAGCGAAUCACCCAAGAACAGAUGCGACGAUACAAAAGACUGCUAGAGUUCAGGGUCAAACACUUGAAUGCUGUCAAAAAUCACAAUUGCCCGUCGAACAGCUCGUCAAACAAGUUCUGCACGGAUCUUGGCGGCGAAGCAAAUCAUCUUCCCCCACGGGUUGGAAACAAGGAUGCAGAUGCACCCUUUAUUGGCUUUCAGGUAACCGCGCCCGGCUCUUCUGAGGAUGAUGGAGACCCUGGCCCGGAGGGAACCGUUAUAUCAGCUCAAUUUCCAUCGGGUGUGCCCUUACCCCCUGUCAAACGACUGCCCGCAGAGUUUGAGUGUCCUUUGUGCUUCAAAGUCAAGAAGUUUUACAAGCCGUCUGAUUGGACGAAGCAUGUGCACGAAGAUGUACAACCGUUCACUUGCACAUUUCCCAACUGUGGCGAACCGAAAUCUUUCAAGCGCAAGGCCGAUUGGGUUCGACACGAGAAUGAGCGUCAUCGAAAGCUAGAGAAUUGGACCUGCCAGAUUGCUGAUUGUUCUCAUACUUGCUAUCGGAAAGACAAUUUUGUGCAGCAUCUUGUUCGGGAGCACAAGAUUGCCGAACCUCGACAACGUACCGGUCGAGGUGGUACCAAGGCCCCUACUGGAAGUGCUGAUCAAGGUGAGCUUCGGUUGGAAAUUGUGUCUUGGGUGCGCACUGAUCCUUGCACAGACGACAUUUGGGCCAUUGUAGAGAGAUGCCGUCGUGAUACAGUCAAGCAGCCCAAGGACGAGCCGUGUCGUUUCUGUGGCAACAUAUGCAACAGCUGGAAAAAGCUGACUGUUCACCUAGCCAAGCACAUGGAGCAAAUCAGCAUGCCCAUUCUCACAUUAGUAGAGCAGAAGCAGCUCAAUGCUGAUAGCGUGAUCAGUCCCGUGGUCGAAAUGCCGGAAAGUCGCAAGUUGUCUACCACAGCGAGUAGGUCACCGAUGAAUAAUCCUUCGCGAUACAACCCUGCUUCGACUUGCGCACCAGGCAUAAACUCCAAUACCCUCUACUACCGCCAAAAUCUGAAAUCGGAGGCACCAGUCAACAUCAUGCACACGUAUCCGCCACCCCAGAUGGUUCCCUCCAAAACCCCACAAGCUGUGCAAGCCAAUGAAUACUCCACCUAUGCUGUUGGUGGGGAUUUGCACUAUCCGAAUCAAACGUAUCCUGGACUACAAAACUCGCCGAAACAACGCAGUGGCUAUGUCGAUGACAUCCACGUACCUCACCAGGCAUACUACCCUGGCAACAUGCAAACUGGUGUUGGCUAUUAUAGCGUGAAUUCGGUGGCUGCCAUGCAACAACAACAACAGCAGCAGCAGGCCACGUAUACAGAUUCUCCUGUUGAUACCACACCGUUCUCCUCUUAUUACACCCAGGAGCCGCAAAACUUGGCGAGUGAUCUACCCAACAUGAGUUACGGUUCUACGAACGGAAUGCGAUACAAUCAAGCGAACAUUCAUCCCACUAUGCCAUAUCUCGCCACGCAACAUGGCUACCAUCAACAAAACCAAUGA
This is a messenger RNA of Plenodomus lingam JN3, 3189 nucleotides long. The record is from RefSeq and is a predicted model, not a curated record. NCBI's taxonomy places the organism in Eukaryota, Fungi, Ascomycota, Dothideomycetes, Pleosporales, Leptosphaeriaceae.